Molecule: messenger RNA, 875 nt
Organism: Zingiber officinale
Lineage: Eukaryota; Viridiplantae; Streptophyta; Magnoliopsida; Zingiberales; Zingiberaceae
Exons: 1
Coding region: 206-754 (182 amino acids)
Source: RefSeq, a predicted model, not a curated record
AAUAGGUCGUCCCCUCUCAUCGCUCUAUCGAGGUCCAACAUUAGGGUUUGUGGAGGAGCUCGCCACACCUGCUAGCGAUUCGAACUAGGGUCCUUCGUUUCGAUCUCUUGGAUGUUUUCCCUUCGAUUUUCGUCUCCGUAAAGCGUAAAGUGCGCGCCUUUUUGUUGUCGAAGAGUUCGAAUUCGUCGCCGGAGCAGGAAGUGCCAUGCGGAUCCACCCGAUCCCGUCGAGGCGGGGUAUCUCCCUUCGCUACGACAUCAGCGCCGCGCUCUCUCCGGCUGAGGCCGUGGCGGCCGCGGCGCUGCGGCAGGCGAAGCUCCGCCGCCUCCCUCACGUCUUCAGCAAGGUCCUGGAGCUCCCCCUCGCCGCCGACGCCGACGUAUCCGUCCACGAGGGCCCUCUCGGGUUCCGGUUCGUUGCGGACGCUGCUGGACUCGACGGCCACGGCGUGCGGGUGCAUGCGGUGCGGAUCCACCCCGGCGUCAUGAAGGUGGUGGUACGCAACGGAGCCGCCGCCGCCUGGGACGAUCUCGAGCUUGACAGGUGGCGCUUUCGGCUUCCGCCGUCAGCCAGCCCAGCUUUGGCUACUGCAGAAUGCCACAAUGGAGAGCUCGUGGUGAUUAUCCCAAAAGGUGAAGAGACUGAGGAACCCAACGAUGAGAGUGGUGGAGAUGCAGAUGAGGAGGAUUGGGAACAAGUGCAGGAGCAGCCUCACAGUCGGGACGGCGUCGGAUUGCUUCUACUUGUACUGUAAUUCUACUUAUUUCCCUAAAAAUCGUUUCUUUGAUCAAGAGAAACGUCUUGCUACAUAUAUGAAAUGCUGUUUCUGUCACCUUGCAACCACAUAAUUACAGUUGUUGGAUUUUUUGAGCUAA